UGGUCAUCUCCUGUACUAUGUCCGCAGCCUCUGGUCAUCUCCUGUACUAUGUCCGCAGCCUCUGGUCAUCCCCUGUACUGUGUCCGCAGCGUCUGGUCAUCCCCUGUACUGUGUCCGCAGUGUCUGGUCAUCCCCUGUACUGUGUCCGCAGUGUCUGGUCAUCCCUGUACUGUGUCCGCAGUGUCUGGUCAUCCCCUGUACUGUGUCCGCAGUGUCUGGUCAUCCCCUGUACUGUGUCCGCAGUGUCUGGUCAUCCACUGUACUAUGUCCGCAGUGUCUGGUCAUCCCCUGUACUAUGUCCGCAGUCUCUGGUCAUCUCCUGUACUUACUGUCUGCAGUCUCUGGUCAUCUGCUGUACUGUGUCCACAGUCUCUGGUCCAUCUCCUGUACUAUGUCCGCAGUCUCUGGUCAUCUCCUGUAGUCUGUCCGCAGUCUCUGGUCAUCUCCUGUAGUAUGUCCGCAGUCUCUGGUCAUCUCCUGUACUAUGUCCGCAGUCUCUGGUCAUCUCCUGUACUAUGUCCGCAG
This is a messenger RNA of Staurois parvus, 525 nucleotides long. The record is from the annotation of a GenBank genome assembly. NCBI's taxonomy places the organism in Eukaryota, Metazoa, Chordata, Amphibia, Anura, Ranidae.